AACAGGUUAUUUAAGCGUAUCACAAACAAUAGAUAGGAGAGUAAAAUUGCGUAGGUAAGUGAUGUGAAAAUUAAGUGUAGAUUUUAAAAAAGGAACAACUGCAAAGGAGAAGUAAAGACAAUUUUUGCCUUCUCACCAGUCCACGUCGAGUUCAAAGCAUGCAGAUCCAGAAUACCAAGAAGGUGCCGUUGAAAGGUUUGUAUGUGAUACAUGUAUACCGUGUGAAUGUCUGACAUGAUAGGAUUUUCAUCACAAAUCCCUCCUACUUUACUCUACGUGUCCUAUUCAUGUCGGGAUUAUAACGCUUGAAAGCCCAAUGCAGUGUUGAUUGAAUAGUUCGCCAUGUAACGCGCUUUUUUCUUAAUGUGAUCUUUUUCAUUCAAUGCUUCUAAAGAUGAUGAACAAAUUGAUUUCUUUGUUGUUCCAUAUCGUUUCUUUUUCCAACGAAUGUUGCUGAAGGUGCGAAAUACGCUAGAACUGGGGUUGCAUAAGAAUGAGAAGCGCCUGUGGCAUCGCUGAGUAGCAGACACCGGUUCAAUAUGGCUUUAUCGUCCAGUAACAGAAUGCAACGGCCACUAACGCUUUCUUAAGACGGUGAAUGAGUGAAGAGCCAAUUGAGAUUCUGGACAACGCUAAACAAUUCCAACCCAUUUGCUCGCUUUGCGUGCUUAUGAAGAUUCACUCACACUUGGUUAAAUCUUGCCUUUCUUUACCCACCAGCGUUUCCCCUUCUUUAAAGAUACAGCAUCCAAAUGGAUAUUUUACGUUCGCCAUAUCUGACAGGCAGCAAUAACCUUUACUUACUUAGAAAAAGUACUUUCGUUUUUUACUAAUUGUUUUUAUGUUUUAGGUUGCUAUAGAAGCGAUGGAUAGCACCGAUAAACCCCCUUUUCAGCCUUGGAUGAUCCAUCCAUCACAGACAGUUUGCAUGCCAGGAAUGGGAAUUCGGUGAACAACCGCUAUUUUCCCUUAAACUACACCGUGGCAUGUCUCCGAUCGUGUAGCACUCUACAAGUCAUUUUUGUAUGAUCAACGACACUCAGGACGCUGCAUCCGGUGAAAAUCCGAAAUCGACUUUCAAGCAACAGGAUUAACUUUUCACAGCAUGUCUGUAGUGUCGGAAUGAACUAGCCGAAACAAGAUUUGAUUGGGAGAAAAACGUUCAAGAAAAUAAAACGGACACGGAGGGGUUCUUCGCAGACGUUGGCCAGCCCUUGCAAUCGACAGUUGGGUGCAAUAAGCCUCCCUUUAUCUUAUUCCUAGGCUUAAUAUUGCACUAUCAAGUCUCCUUGCCAUUCGCCCCGAUCCGAAAUGAAUCGUCUUUUCUUGUGCUUCAUCGUCUGUUUCGCGUUCUUCAUCUCGACUGGUGAUGCUAUUAAAUGCUACGUCUGCAAUUCCGCGAUAGAUAAAACAGGAUGCUCCCCCACGCAGUCACUUAAUCCUAAUUUCUUGAAAGAUUGCAGUGAAUUGCCUGGAGGAGCUAAAAACACUAUUUGCAGAAAAAUCGACCAAGAUGCUCCGAAUCAUACAGGAGUCGAUUCAAACAUUAGGGUAAUUCGUGAAUGCGGCCAAGAUGAUCCUGUGACCAACACUUGCUACCAGAAGGCCGGCUUGGGUGGUCGCCAAUAUGUCUGCUCUUGUGAUCACGACGGAUGCAACUCUGGAGCUGAUCUUCAAAUGGUUUUCGCCACCAUGGUGUCGUUUGCCACGGUAGCCUUACUAAGUCCAAAAUUCUUGCUCUAAUAGAUUUAAAGGAAAUAUUCAGAACGUUGAUAACAUAGUGCUGACACACAUGAGACACACACUGUAACACCAUCUCAACUGAUCUUCAGGACGCAAUGCAUUACUGUAUGUCUUGUUAAAACAUAAAACGAAACAUUAAAACAAAAGAAAAGAAACACAGCGUUCAGUUGUGACAGAGAAAA
Molecule: messenger RNA, 1925 nt
Organism: Daphnia magna
Lineage: Eukaryota; Metazoa; Arthropoda; Branchiopoda; Diplostraca; Daphniidae
Exons: 3
Coding region: 1312-1743 (143 amino acids)
Biological process (GO): positive regulation of voltage-gated potassium channel activity; regulation of synaptic transmission, cholinergic; sleep
Source: RefSeq, a predicted model, not a curated record